AUGGCAAUUAAAGUACUGGAGAAGUGUUGUUGCUUUGAUUUAAAGACUGGUGUGCUAAUUAUUGGAAUUUUUUCUAUUGUUGUUAGUGUGGGUGGAUUAAUAGAGGCGCCAGUUAGUUACAGCCAAGCAUGUUCGGGUGGCGCGACGCCACAGAAUAACCAGGAAUGUGCUGCGGCUAGUUCCAAAUUGGGCGGAUCGAUAAGCAGUGAAGUUAUUGGGAUCAUUUUGAUGGGUCUUAUGAUCUAUGGAUCACAAAAGGAAAGUUAUGGAUUAAUGUUGCCAAUAAUUAUUCUUCAAGCGAUAGGAAUCAUCAUUAUAUUCCUUUUCGUUUGGUACCUAACCAUCGUCUUCUUUACGGUUUCCGUUGGAACCGGAUUUCUAUUCAUGAUUCUCGGCAAUGCAAUUGUCGGUAUUACCGUCUACCUUUGGCUAGUAAUUUACAGCAGGUGCCAAGAAAUAAAAAAUAUGACAUACAGUGCGGCCAACACUGCAUAA
Messenger RNA from Cotesia congregata, 495 nucleotides. The record is from the annotation of a GenBank genome assembly. Lineage: Eukaryota; Metazoa; Arthropoda; Insecta; Hymenoptera; Braconidae.